AUGUUUGUAAAGCCUAAGCUACCAACUUUCCCGAAGCUCGAGUUACCAACUUUGCCAAAGCCUAAGAUGCCUGAGAUUCCAACAAUGCCAAAGCCUGAGAUCCCCGCUAUGCCAAAACCUGAGAUUCCUCCCUUGAAAAAGUCAGAAAUCCUAGCAAUGCCAAAGACUCAGGUUUUUCCAGUUAUGAAAAAGCCUGAAGUUCUAGCUAUGACAAAGCCUGAAUUACCGACUUUGCCAAAGCCUGAGAUCUCAACUAUGCCAAAAACUAAAUUACCGACUUUGCCAAAGCUUGAGAUUCCAACUAUGCCUAAACCCGAGCUUCCCGAUAUGCCAAAACAUGACAUUCCAGCAAUGCCAAAAUCCGAGCUUCCUCCCUUGAAAAAGCCAGAAAUCCCAGCAAUAUCAAAGCCAAAAAUUCCAAAACUACCAAAGUCUGAAGUCCCAGCCAUUCCAAAGUCUGAAAUCCCACAAAUGCCAAAAUCAACUUUUCCUUCACUUUCUCCACCAUGCAAACCCCGUUACUCCUUGAGUAAAUUAUAUGCUACCCACUCUUUUAGAAAGUACCAAACUGAUUUUUUGCGAUUUCCAUCUCAGUCUAUGAAGUUUGCGACCUGGAGAUAG
This is a messenger RNA of Solanum dulcamara, 621 nucleotides long. Its product is annotated as protein PELPK1-like. The record is from RefSeq and is a predicted model, not a curated record. NCBI's taxonomy places the organism in Eukaryota, Viridiplantae, Streptophyta, Magnoliopsida, Solanales, Solanaceae. The coding region runs from base 1 to 621 and encodes 206 amino acids. The transcript has a single exon.